Hibiscus syriacus is the source of this 846-nucleotide messenger RNA. Its product is annotated as 60S ribosomal protein L9-like. The transcript has 3 exons. The record is from RefSeq and is a predicted model, not a curated record. Gene Ontology annotation, molecular function: rRNA binding; structural constituent of ribosome. NCBI's taxonomy places the organism in Eukaryota, Viridiplantae, Streptophyta, Magnoliopsida, Malvales, Malvaceae. Gene Ontology annotation, cellular component: cytosolic large ribosomal subunit; ribosome. The coding region runs from base 90 to 674 and encodes 194 amino acids. Gene Ontology annotation, biological process: cytoplasmic translation.
AGAGGCCUCAGCUAGGUUUAGGGUUUCUUCAACCUCUCCUCGAAGCCGCCUAAGACAGAGCUUUGAAAGGAAAGCUUCGAAGAGCCAAAAUGAAGACCAUUCUUUCCUCCGAGACCAUGGACAUCCCCGAAGGGGUUAGCAUUAAGGUUAAGGCCAAGAUGAUCGAGGUUGAAGGUCCAAGGGGUAAGCUCACCCGCAACUUCAAGCACCUCAACCUCGACUUCCAUCUCAUCAAGGACGAAGAGACCGGAAAGCGCAAGCUCAGGAUCGAGGCCUGGUUUGGCUCCAGGAAGACCAGCGCCGCCAUCCGUACGGCUCUCAGCCACGUCGAGAAUCUCAUCACCGGAGUCACUAAAGGAUACCGUUACAAGAUGAGGUUCGUCUACGCUCACUUUCCGAUCAACGCCUCCAUCACUAACGGCAACAAGUCCAUCGAGAUCCGCAACUUCCUUGGCGAGAAGAAGGUUCGUAAGGUGGAUAUGCUGGAAGGGGUUUCCAUUGUGAGAUCCGAGAAGGUUAAGGAUGAGAUUGUUUUGGAUGGUAAUGACAUCGAACUUGUUUCCCGGUCUGCAGCUUUGAUAAACCAGAAAUGCCAUGUGAAGAACAAGGAUAUUAGAAAGUUCCUCGACGGUAUCUAUGUUAGUGAGAAGGGCAGGAUCGCCGAAGAGGAAUGAUUGUUAUCUCAAGUAAUAGUUACAAGCAGCUUUAUUUUUAUGUCGUGGUAAUAUCUUAGGACUUCGGUUCUUGUGUUGUUUUUCUUUUUCCAUGGAUUGCAGAGUGCGAGGAUGUUAUCUUUGUUUAUCGUCUGGAGAAUUUUGGUUAUCUGUUUGAUCGUUAGUACUCUAA